Messenger RNA from Coccidioides immitis RS, 944 nucleotides. RefSeq lists its product as uncharacterized. The transcript is spliced from 3 exons. Lineage: Eukaryota; Fungi; Ascomycota; Eurotiomycetes; Onygenales; Onygenaceae. The coding region runs from base 209 to 625 and encodes 138 amino acids. The record is from RefSeq and is a predicted model, not a curated record.
GUACGGGGCACGUACAUGCUUCCUGUUAAAUAGAUGGCGAUCCCCUCUCACUCAAGAUCACAGCAUAAGUAUCGUCGCCAGGGUCGAUUCUCGAGGGCAUUCAUCGAUUGCAAUAUCUAUUAUUUGCUUUCAAUUCGCCGAAGAAAUCCUCUACACGCAUCUUUUUGGAUAUUUUACAAGUCCUUUCUAGAUAUACUCUAGUAUAAUCAUGGCGGCCAAAUCACGUUUGCCUCUGUGGAUCGGUUUGGGUGUCGCCGGUGCAGGUGGUUACUAUCUGUACUCUGCCGGCGGAGAUCCAAGGAAGGCUACGCGAAAGUUCGAAGAGGAUGCCUCGCGGGCGAAGCACAAAAUUAGAGGCGAUCUUCAUAAAGAUGCGGAAGAUAUCGGUGCCCAAGCCGGUGCACGGGUUGAUGAAGGGGUCGACAAGGCGCGAGAUACUGCAAAGCGUAUAGACCAACGGGCCACGGGCUAUGCGAAGGAAAAAGCCAGUGAACUCGAGAAAGCUCGUCAGGAUACUGCAAGAGAUUUUCACGAGAAGAUCGACAGUCUAGAACGGGAUGUCGAGAAGAAAGCCGAAGAAGCAAAGAGCGGCGUCUCAUCUUGGUUUGGUGGCGGCAAGAAAUAAAAUACUUGGACUGGGCCACAAGUGGAUAAAUGGGAUGGGUGUGUAUAGAGACCAAAUUACUGUUGAAUUUCGCCUCCGGGCGUGUGGUGCUACGAAUUCCUCAGCGUGCUACUCGGUCACGGCUGGAGAGCCUUUGGAGGUAUUGUAAAAUUAACGACCCUCCAAUAUCAACCGAUAUAAAAGCAGUGAGCUGCGGAUGUCGUUUGCUUUUGCAUGUGGUAACUGCUUUUCCUUUUUUGCUUUUUCCCUUCCGCUUGCAAAUUGGAACGGGUGUUAUGAAAUCUAGUACGGAGUUCUUUAAAUAUAUUCAAUUCUCACG